AAACAAAUCCCAUAUAUAAGGAAGUCUGUGUCUAUACCACUUCAGUUCGAACGAUGUAAGCAGGACCAGCAUAGCUGGUUUGCCAUCAUCGACACCAUCAUGACAUACUGGCAGGUAUUCUGUUAUGCUGUAUUACUGAUUAAAGGUGGAAGAUCGAAAGAGGUAAUUGACAUCACGACUGAAACAAAUGUAGAAGUUUUCUCCACGAAUUAUCCAAGACCAUAUCCAUCUGAAGAGGACAAAGAAUGGAGAAUGUCACAAGAGUAUGGAAAAUGGCAGAUAAUUUUAGUUGAUUUCCAACUCCAGAAUUCAAUAGGCUGCAGCAAAGACUAUCUUGAAAUCAACGAAGAAAACAGUCAACCAAAACGGCUGUGUGGAAGGAAAUCAAAGCAAAGUAUAAUAUCUAUUGGCUCAAAAGUAAGAUUACACUUCCACUCUGAUGACCAGGAUGAAGCAAGAGGAUUUCGUCUGACAGUCAAGCGUCUGAUGGAUGAUGAUGACAUGAAGAAGAAAUCAAAGGAUGAAGCUGCUAAUGUGAGUGUAAUAAACAGAAUGGAAGAGUCCUGGAUGUUCAGAGUUUUACUUGGUGCUCUUGGGUGUGCUGUACUCGUGUUUACAGUACUCAUCACUUUGUUAUGCUUAGAGAUGAGGAAGAAGAGACUCGAUCAUCGUCCUGACCGAUUCAACAUUUCUUCUUUCACUGAUGGAGGACUUCAUUGGCCACCAAGGACAAGGAGUGACUCUAAAUCCUACGGUAGACAAAAUAGCAAUUCUUCCACUGCCCCAUUGACACAGAACGGGCGUUUUGCGUUUUAAACGGUCGGUUUUUGAACUAUCAACAGAGACAAUGAUAUGUCUUUGUUAAAUACAAACAUUAUUCGACAUUCAGAUGCUGUUCUUGUUUAAAACUGAAUGACUAUGUUGAUGUUGUAUCUACUAUGAUAAAUGUUUUGUAAAUAAUUUUCUUUUUCAUAUGAGUAGGAAACAGUGAGCGUAAACUUGACAGAAAAAUGUAUUUAUGUAGUGAUAUGACGUCAAGAAAACAUGAUUGACAAAAUAAGUCAAAGAUUUUUAUAAUUUUCAAUAAAGUUAUUUUAACCUC
Molecule: messenger RNA, 1102 nt
Organism: Mytilus trossulus (common blue mussel)
Lineage: Eukaryota; Metazoa; Mollusca; Bivalvia; Mytilida; Mytilidae
Product: mannan-binding lectin serine protease 1-like
Exons: 5
Coding region: 100-816 (238 amino acids)
Molecular function (GO): serine-type endopeptidase activity
Source: RefSeq, a predicted model, not a curated record